CUGGGACAUGGAUGUACUCACAGUUGUCAAAGUUCUGUAGUGUUAGUGUUAAGACGUAUGAACAAAAACUUAAACGCUAUUUGCAAAAUGUGGAAUAAUUCUGUGAAAAUACAAUGCCUCGCUAUGGAGAGAGAUAUUCUUGAUGUUACGGUUGAUGAUGUCUAUCAAAAGUAUGACAGUGGACAGUUUAACACCGACGAGUGGGCGUUAAAGACAGCUCGACAAUAGUGAAAAUAGUCGAGCCAAAAGGGUACCAACGUGUUAUUUUUCUUUACAUGUUCACCACAAAUAUAUUGAUAACGAUACCAUUUCACCGUUAAGUCGUCUAGAGGAUUAAACUCGGGCAAACUCUGCACAUAAUCUCGAAGAUAAAUUAAUUUACAUUAAGGAGAAAUCAAAUGUGAAAGAAUGGCGAAACGCUUUCACUUUGUGAUUGCAUUCAAAACGUUAUCGCUUCUUUUGACUUCGCAGAAUGGAUGGAUUCGGAUUUCAACUUUUUACAAAACAUGACAGUGGCCUCGAAAACCGGCCUAGCAGGUUUAUGUUGGAUUACUUUAUAUGGUCUGGUUCGAGGGGACACCCUAGAUGACUGCGAGUACCUGGACCUCUCCAAGUCCCAGCGGACCAGCGUGCUGCAGUGUAGCCGCUACGGCUGCUGCGGAGACUUCAAGGCCAGACACUGCUGCACCGGACCUUUCGCCAUAGUGGGUGGAGUGUUCGGCGGCAUUCUUCUGUUUCUCAUAGUCGCCAUUGUGGUCGGCAUCCUGUGCAACAAGUACAAGUCCCAGAACGCCGUGAGGCAGAUCCCCACCAUAUCAGCAAGGACGUACAACGAGAUACCAGAGCCAACACCCCCACUCCCAACUCCCAGGGUGUACAAUCCGUCCCGUCUCCACCCGCCACCCUUCAGAAAAGUGCCACAAAAGCCGGGAACUAGCAAGUGUGACAAUGACGUCAUGUCUUCUGACAGUUCUAGCAGCCAAUCAAUUACCGAGUUACUGGAUUCUGCUGAACAGUUAACGAAAUCCGAAGAAAUCCGAACUGCGAAAAGAAAUAUCAAACAAAUAGCACCACAUUUACAUAUUCUGCCCAGUGGCACAAACAGCAGUGGGAAUAAUGAAAUUCAUCCGCCACCCUCAAUUCUGCAUUUACCCAGAUUUACACGACCACGAAGAUAGAAAUGUGAAGAUCGCAUUAUUUCCACUUAACUCAUAUAGACGUAAAAUAUAACGGGGCUUUAUGUUUACAUCUUACAGAAUUUCGAACGGCGUUUUUCAUCAACACUGGAAAUGUGUCCAUCGUUCACGGAUGCUAAGCUAUUGGACAAAUACAUGGGUGUAGGCUGGACAGUCAUUAUGUCAAAAUACUAGAACUUUUCUAGUACAAACAUUAACAUAUUACAAUAACUUAAAAAUAGUGGAGCAAGAGUUGUGGUUCUGGCGCAUUGCACAUCCCAUAUAAAUGAUCUACAUGCCUGGGAAGCUUCAUUUUGAUACUUCUUUUAGGUUUCAAGACAUGCUCCGGAAAUAUAUACAACAAAAAAGAAAGAAAAAAAGAAAGAGAGAUGAUUUUAGGAAAAUGGGGGCAAGAGUCGUAAUUUUUAUGCAACGCACAUCCCCAUAACUUGAACAAUACACACCUUUCAAGUUGAGGCCUCUUUAGCUUAUGAUAUGCCACAGAAAAGAUUUUGAAAUAAAAACCCCAAAGGACAUUAACUCUAAAACUAGGUUUGUGUUUUUUUAGGCACUGCGUAUCCACUUAUAGAGAUCUACAUCCCUCUUGAAUUUCAAGUUGACACCUUUUUGAGUGAUUAAGAUAUGAUGAGGGCAAUAUUUAUGUUCACACAUGCACACUAUCAAUUGCUCUGAAAUAUGUCAACACGAGUUGCGGUUCUUGUGCAUCGCACACAAUGUAAAAGGGAUCUGAUUAUCAGCUCUACGAAGUUUCAGGUUGGUAGCUCUUUGAGAUUUUGAGAUAUGCUCUGGACAAAAUUAAGUACCGGUAUGCAGAUUAACAAAUUAACAAAUAUAAAAAAAAUCAUGUG
This is a messenger RNA of Dreissena polymorpha, 2044 nucleotides long. RefSeq lists its product as uncharacterized. The record is from RefSeq and is a predicted model, not a curated record. Lineage: Eukaryota; Metazoa; Mollusca; Bivalvia; Myida; Dreissenidae. The transcript is spliced from 4 exons. Bases 477 to 1178 code for a protein of 233 amino acids.